Eruca vesicaria subsp. sativa (arugula) is the source of this 1382-nucleotide messenger RNA. The record is from the annotation of a GenBank genome assembly. Lineage: Eukaryota; Viridiplantae; Streptophyta; Magnoliopsida; Brassicales; Brassicaceae.
AUGUCAGGACUCAACAUCCAUCCUCACGAUCUCUCAUCUCCUUCCAGCUCCAGCGACCUAUCCAAUGAACCUUUCUUCAUCACAGGAGGUCUCUUCCUCGAACCAACAGACCUCUCCUCUUCCUUCUUCCACUUCAUCUCCUCCAAAUGCCUUUUCUCAGACUCAAAGCCUCUGCAUUUCACCAGGAAAAACCAAACCCGUCUCCGUUCCGACAAGAGCUUGCUGUUCCUGUCCGUGAGCUUGAGUAAAGAGGAACGAACAGUAGUUUCCAAUGGAGUUAGGAGGAGAAGAAAUGGGACCAUGAACACAAGGAAGCAUCUCUGGGCUGGUGCUGUAGCUGCCAUGGUUUCAAAGACUUUCUUAGCUCCACUUGAGAGACUAAAGCUGGAGUAUACAGUUCGUGGUGAACAGAGGAACUUGUUGGUUGUGGCUAAGACGAUUGCGACCACUCAAGGGUUUAGAGGGUUUUGGAAAGGAAACUUGCUCAAUGUUCUAAGGACGGCUCCUUUCAAAGCCAUCAACUUUUGUGCCUACGAUAUGUAUAGAAAGCAGUUGAUUAGACUAGCUGGGAAUGAUGAAGCUACUAAUUUUGAGAGGUUUGUUGCUGGUGCUGCUGCUGGGAUUACUGCUACUGUUCUCUGCUUGCCUCUUGACACUAUACGAACAAAACUAGUGGCUCGGGGUGGAGAAGCCUUGGGAGGGAUCGGAGGAGCGUUCAAGUACAUGAUCCAAAACGAAGGAUUGUUGUCUCUCUACAAAGGUCUAGUCCCAUCAAUAGCAAGCAUGGCUCUCUCCGGUGCAGUUUUCUAUGGCGUUUACGACAUCCUUAAGUCAUCCUAUCUGCAUACACCAGAAGGUCGGAAGAGACUAAAAGACAUGAAGCAGCAGGGGCAAGAACUCAAUGCUCUGGACAAGCUCGAGUUAGGACCUAUAAGAACUCUCUUGUAUGGUGCUGUAGCGGGUGCUUGUACUGAAGUAGCUACGUAUCCUUUUGAAGUAGUGAGACGGCAGCUUCAGAUGCAGAUUGGUAGAGACAAGUUGAAUGCUUUAGCUAUGGGGUUUAAUAUCAUUGAAAAAGGAGGGGUGCCUGCUUUAUACGCUGGGCUUUUACCUAGCUUGCUCCAGGUCUUGCCUUCUGCUGCAAUAAGUUACUUUGUCUACGAGUGUAUGAAGAUAGUGCUUAAAGUAGAAUGACAAGAAGAUAACAAUGCAGUGACAGUUUUGUUCUAUUUUUAAUCUUUUGAAUAUUGAAAAUGAAAAUACAACUUAUUUCAUAAACAUCAUCAUCUUCACAGAUUUGGAUCAUAUUCUUUUCACUGUAUAUAAAUAAAUAAGUAUUUUUUAAAAAUAGUAACCACAAAGUAAAAAUAAAUAAAUCUAGA